Molecule: messenger RNA, 4985 nt
Organism: Catharus ustulatus (Swainson's thrush)
Lineage: Eukaryota; Metazoa; Chordata; Aves; Passeriformes; Turdidae
Exons: 2
Coding region: 3540-4985 (481 amino acids)
Biological process (GO): DNA integration
Molecular function (GO): nucleic acid binding; RNA-DNA hybrid ribonuclease activity
Source: RefSeq, a predicted model, not a curated record
UUCUAUGAUUAAUCUAAACUGGCUCCUCCGAUUUGUCACGAGUAUCUAUAACAAUCCUGGUGCCGUGACUCGGAUCCAGGCCUCUUUGGUGCGGAUUCCUGCAGACGGGGAGGCGCCCUAUCUCCGGAUAGCCCUGUCCUGGGGAAUUCUGUCACUAAACACUGGAUCUGCGAACCCCUCUAAAUUACGAUACCUGAGCAAAUAAACCUGCAGGACCCCCUUAAAAUUCGUGCACGAAGACCAGACACAGACCCCAGGGAGGGGAAACACCCCCAAGUCUUGAGGAGAGUGAGUAUGCUGCAUUGUGGAUCCACCAGCCCCAAUCUGGAGAGACAGUGUGAAUGUACCCCUUAAAGGAAGAUAAGUUAAAGGAACAGAAGAAAAGGUCGAAAACAGAAGAUCCCCUUUGGCCCCUCCAUAUGCUCCCCAACGAGAACCUCCUUAACAACUUAAUGCUCCCCGGAGGUCUCAGAGGGAUCCGAAUCAGAUUCAGACCAAGAUCCACCCCUUCCCCCUCCCAGGAGGUCAAAGCGUUUGAAAGAAAGACAGGGAUUAUUCCUGCUGAGAGAAAUGUUAGUAGCAGGGAGGGAUGGACAGGGGGCACCGGGGACAGGGUUUGUAAUGAUCCCUUUGAACACCGGAGAUGUUAGAGAUUUUAAGAAGGAGAUGUGUAGUCUCUUAGAUGACCCAAUGGGGGUAAGUGAAAAAUUCAAUUUUUGGGUCCUAAUCUAUACACAUGGGAUGAAUUGCAGGCUAUAUUGAGCAUACUCUUUACUGUAGAAGAAGGAAAUGAUCAGAAGGGCUGGGAUGAGAAUUUGGGACCAACAACACCAGGCGAGUCCGGCAGCAGAGCAGAAAUGGCCACUACAGCAGCCAAAUUGGAACAAUCAGGAUGUAGCCCAUCGAGCUAACAUGGCUGAUUUAAGAACCAUUAUUAUCCAGGGGAUACGGGAGUCCGUUCCCCGGGGACAAAAUAUUAAUAAAGCCUUUAGAGAGGAACAAAAGAAGGACGAAAGUCCUAGGAAUUGGUUGGAGAGACUGAGAAAAAGUUUGCAACUAUAUUCGGGGGUAGACCCUGCUACCCCAGUCGGACAAGCCUUACUGAAAACCCAAUUUGUAGCAAAGUCAUGGCCAGAUAUUAGGAGGAAAUUGGAAAAGAUAGAGGGCUGGCAGGAGCGGGAGAUAGGUGAGUUGUUGAGGGAGGCUCAAGGAGUGUAUGUGAGGAGGGAGAUAGAAAAGAAAAGAGCAGGAAAAGAGGCAGACCAGAGUUCUGGUCGCGGCUGUAAGAGAGGGGCAUAAGGAAGCUAUGGCAGCAGUCAGCCGAUCCCUUCCCAGAGGGAGGAACAAGCCAAAUGGAAGACCCCAGAACCGAGAAAAGCGGGAGGAGAAGGGAAUAGAAUGUUUUUAUUGUAAGAAGCAGGGGGCAUAUAAAGAGGGACUGUAGGAAGAGGAUACAGGAUGAAAAGAUGUUCCAGGAAGAUUAGCAGGGUCAGGGGCUCCAUUUGCUGAGGACCCCAGGAGAAAAGGAGCCCUUGAUAACCCUCAAAGUGGGUCCUCAGCACGAGGAAGUGACUUUUCUGGUGGAUACCGGGGCAGAAAGGUCAACCAUACAGUAUUUACCCCGGGGAUGUAAUUUAUCUAAGAAAACCAUGACAGUAAUAGGGGCUAAGGGAGAACCCUUCUGGGUACCUGUGAUUGAAAAAGUAACCUUUGAAUCAGACUGCAAAUUCGGCCUGGGAUCUCUCCUCUUAGUGCCAGAGGCAGAGUAUAAUUUGUUGAGGAAGGAGAUGAUUAUAGAAUUAGGAAUCAAAAUAGAGGUUAAGGGACAGGACUUACACGUAAGACUGUGCCCACUUACCGCUAGAGAUGAGGAGGAGAUAAAUCCUGAAGUUUGGUACACCCCAGAGAAGGUUGGGCGUUUGAACAUUGAGCCAUUCGAAGUAACUAUAAAAAACCCAGAAAUCCGUGUUCGGGUGAAACAUUACCCCCUUUCGCAGGAGGGGAGGCAGGGAUUGAAACCUGAGAUUGAGCGGCUUUUGGAAAAAGGCUUGUUGGAACCCUGCAUGUCACCCUUUAACACACCUAUUCUGCCUGUAAAAAAGCCAGAUGGAAGUUACAGAUUAGUACACGACCUAAGGGAAAUUAAUAAGAGAACACUGAGUCGGUUCCCAGUAGUAGCAAAUCCACAUACCCUGCUUAGUCAAUUAAGCCCUGAAAAUCAGUGGUAUAGUGUGAUAGAUCUAAAGGACGCUUUUUGGCGUGCCCUUUGAAAGAGGAGUGUCGAGAUUAUUUUGCCUUUGAAUGGGAAGAUCCGGAUACCCACAGAAAGCAACAAUUAAGGUGGACUGUAUUACCCCAGGGAUUCACGGAAUCUCCUAACUUGUUUGGUCAGGCUUUGGAACAAAUACUAAGAAACUAUGAGUAGGGAAAAGGGGUUAUUUUGGUGCAAUAUGUAGAUGAUUUACUACUAGCUGGGGAAACCCAGGAGGUAGUCCAUAGGGAGAGCAUAAAACUAUUCAAUUUCCUAAGUCUGCAGGGGCUGCAGGUUUCAAAACCGAAGUUACAAUUUGUAGAGGAGGAGGUAAAGUACUUAGGACAUUGGAUAAGCAAAGGGACUAAAAAAAAAAAAAAAAAUGGAUCCUGAGAGAGUAAGUGGGAUUUUGUCGCUGAGAGCUCCGAGGAGUAAGAGACAGAUCAGGCAGCUGCUGGGAUUGUUUGGAUAUUGCCGGCAGUGGAUUGAGAAUUUUAGUGCAAAGGUGAGGUUCCUAUACCAGAAACUGACCACGGACGGGUUAGUAAAGUGGACUCAGGAGGACGAGGGAAGGCUGGAGGAAUUAAAAACUGACUUAGUAACAGCUCCAGUUUUAAGCCUCCCGGAUGUAAGGCGACCUUUUUAUUUAUUUGUAGCCACCGAAGAGGGAACAGCAUAUGGGGUCCUAACUCAAGAGUGAGUAGGAAGGAGAAAACCUGUGGGGUAUAUUUCGAAAUUAUUAGACCCUGUCAGCAGGGGAUGGCCCACUUGCCUACAAACUGUGGUGGCUGUAGCUUUGUUGGUAGAAGAGGCGAACAAAGUCACCUUCGGGGGCGAAUUGAAGGUGUAUUCCCCACACAAUAUUCGAGGGGUAUUGCAACAAAAGGCUGAAAAAUGGAUUACUGAUGCCAGACUCCUGAAGUAUGAGGGUAUUUUAAUCCAGUCCCCGAAACUAGAGAUUGAAAUUACGACUCUGCAGAACCCGGCUCAGUUCCUCUAUGGGGAACCUGCCGGGCAAUUAACCCAUGACUGCCUGAAAACCACAGAGGAACAAACUAAAAUUAGGCCUGAUUUAGAAGCAGCAGCCCUGGAAAAGGGGGAGAGGUUGUUUGUCGAUGGGUCCUCCCAAAUAAUAGAAGGGAAAAGGAAAUCUGGAUAUGCAAUAGUGGAUGGAAAAACCUUAUUGGUAAAGGAGUCGGGCCCCCUGAGUCCUAGCUGGUCAGCGCAGGCAUGCGAAUUAUUCGCGGUAAUACGGGCUUUGAAGUUACUCAAAGGAAAAGAAGGGACUAUGUAUACAGACUCCAAAUACGCCUAUGGGGUAAUACACACCUUUGGGAAAAUUUGGGAAGAAAGGGGGCUUAUAAACUCCCAAGGAAAAGGCCUGGUACACGAAGCGUUAAUCACAAAAGCUCUAAAGGCAUUGAGAGGACUGGAGAAAAUUGCGGUAGUACAUAUCAAAGGACAUCAAAAAGGCACCUCUCCCGAGAUAAGGGGAAACAAUCUGGCAGACCAGGAGGCAAAAUUAGCAUCACUAUUGACACUAUCUCAGAAACCAGACACAGAAGAGUCACACACCCAAUCCCUUAGAUUUCCAUUUACCAACACAGAAGAAGCAAAGCUGCGGGAGAUGGGAGUAGCAGAGAAAGAUGGGGUUUGGGAAUUGCCCGAUGGGAGACAAGUAGUACCAAAAGCAAUUGCUUCCAGAAUUAUGAGAAAGAUCCAUUCCACCACUCAUUGGGGAACUCAGGCUUUGGUAGAUCGCUUCGCUAUAAAGUACAUGUGUAUUGGGGUUUAUAAUGUUGCUAAAGGGAUAAUAGGGGGAUGUUUAACAUGUCAGAAGGUAAAUAAGCGGCAAUUACGGGAACACACUCCGGGUGGCCGUAGUUUGGCUUACAGACCAUUUGCUAAAAUCCAAAUUGACUUCACCGAACUUCCAAAGGUGGGCCGGUACAAGUAUCUUCUGGUAAUGGUUGAUCAUUUGACACAUUAUGUCGAGGCAGUUCCGACUGCCCGCCAAACAGCAAACACAGUAGUAAAAAUACUUUUUGAGAACAUUAUCCCGAGAGAUGGAAAUAUAGAGGUUAUUGAUUCAGACCGGGGCCCACACUUUGUGUCUAAAACAGUGCAAAAAGCUUUAGAGCCUUUGGGAACAAAGUGGGAAUUCCAUACUCCGUGGCAUCCACAGAGCUCUGGGAGAGUAGAACGCAUGAACGGGGAAAUAAAGAAGCAACUAACCAAAUUAAUGAUAGAGACAAAAAUGCCUUGGCUAAAGUAUUUACCCAUGGCUCUCCUGAAUAUCCAAACGCAACCCUGUACUGACAUUGGAAUAUCCCCAUUCGAGAUGCUCUAUGGGAUGCUGUACGAUAUGGAAUUCCCAGCAGAUCGUCCUCCUCUGGACGAUAAAAGCAUACAUCCAUAUGUAAUGAAAAUUAUGAAAAAGAGACAGGAGUACUGGAAAAAAGGAUUAGUGGUUCAAAGAUCCCCUCUGGAAAUAGCAUUACACUCCAUACAGCCUGGGGAUAUGAUGCUAAUAAAAGCAUGGAAGGAAGCCUCCCUCACCUCUCGAUGGGAGGGACCAUUUCUUGUUCUACUUACUACAGAUACCGCUGUCCGGACUGCUGAGCGAGGGUGGACACAUGCCUCCAGAGUAAAGGGCCCUCUUCCCCAAGAUCGAUGGGAUGUGGUGAGCAACCAGGAUUUAAAGCUGACUCUCAGGAGAAGGGGAAAGGACUAA